This is a messenger RNA of Tachyglossus aculeatus (Australian echidna), 885 nucleotides long. RefSeq names its product nucleolar protein 7 (gene NOL7). NCBI's taxonomy places the organism in Eukaryota, Metazoa, Chordata, Mammalia, Monotremata, Tachyglossidae. Gene Ontology annotation, cellular component: nucleus. The transcript has 8 exons. The record is from RefSeq and is a predicted model, not a curated record. Gene Ontology annotation, molecular function: RNA binding.
UCACGAGGCGGGCGGCAUGGUCAACCUGAGGCCAAGGCCCGGCCGGACCGCCGAGCCCGAGAUGGCCGUGGCGGAGCAGCAGCAGCAGCAGGAGGAUUAAUAAGAGGAAGAGGAAGACGCCGCCGCCCCGGACCUGGUGACCUUCGCCACCACCGAGGUCCGGGAGAAGGAAAAGCAGAAACGCCUCUGGGAGAGCGAGCGCAGGGAGAAAGCCCUUCUGAAAGAGAAGAGGAAGCGGCGUGAGGAGCUGUUCGCGGAACAAAAAAAAAAAAAACUACUUCCAGCUUCCGUUCUAGUGGAGUUAGCAGCACCACAGCCUGAAGUAAAAGAAUCACCGGAGACAAAUGAAGAGAAUGAGAAUUUGAAAACGAAAAGUAAGGCUGCUGCAGUAAAGGGGAAGAAAAAGGGGCAGAGGUAAGGUGUUAACACAAAGAAAAAAUACAUAGCCGUCAGGCUGCAGGACCAUACCCUGGCCAACAAACAGAUGCGAGCGGCUAAAGACUUCAUUCAGAAACAGCUGUACGGACGCGGGAGCAACAGAACCACAGUGAAUCAAUUCUUCUCCCUGGCCAACAAGAAACUGCCGGUUAAGAAAGUGGCUAUCCAGUUUGUGAACAAGACCUGGGGGUCAGAGGAAGAAAGGAGAGCUAAGGAAUUGAAAAAAUGUUUGAUUCACAGAAGGAACAGUGUUUCCAUAAAGAGAAAAUGAAUAACUGAUAAUUGGAAUGGAAUCAAUGCUUUAUUUCAAUGUCAGGCACUUUGCAUGUUCCGCAAUAAAUGGGGCUCGGGAAGUUUUGUUUUUUUUAAGAUGUAAAAAACCUUUAGUGUCAUAAGUGGUAUGAAAAUGAUUCAGAUGUAAACCAGUAAAAUAAUGCUUUUAAAGAG